CGAGAACUCCUGUUGGUUUUUAAUUAAAUUAAAUUUUUAAAUAGUUGUUAUUUUUUAAAAGAAAGUUUAUACAUUAUUACUUUUUUAUAUAAAAAUUAGUGCUAAUAUCAGAAAUAUUUAUUGUUUUAAACGUUUUCUGCCAAUCGAGUGCACCAUGGAAAAUCAUGAUGAAAUUGUUAUUUCUGGAAUUUCCGGUCGGUUUCCAGAAUGCAAUAACGUUGAAGAAUUCAAAGAAGCUUUAAUGAAAGGAAAAGAUUUAGUGACAGUCAACGAAAAAAGAUACCCAAAAGGUUUCAAGAAUUUUCCGGAAAAGAACUCAGUUAUACCAGAAAUAGAUAAAUUCGAUGCAGUGUUUUUCAAGAUGAGUCCCAUAGAGGCCAAAUAUACAAAUCCUCGACACAGAAUUCUUCUAGAAGCUGCUUAUGAAUCAAUUUUUGAUGCGGGAUAUAAUCCUGAAGAACUAAAAGGAUCUAAAACAGGAGUAUUUGUUGCAAUGGGAAUGACUAGAAGUCAAACUGAUGAUAUUCUAGAAGAUAGUUACGGCAAUUCUUAUCUGGGCCAAAACAAUUUUCAUGCUGCCAAUAGAAUUUCUUACGCUUUUGACUUUAAGGGUACGAGUUUUGCUAUGGAUUCAGCUUGUUCCAGUUCAUUGUACGCUUUUUCCAACGCCUUCAGCCAGUUAAGGGCUGGAGAGAUUGAUCACGCACUUGUUUUAGGAGCGAAUCUGACGCUUAACAUAGAAGAAGUUGAAGAAUUUAAUAAAAUGAAUGUCUUGAGUGAUGCUUGUAGAGUUUUCAAUAAAGACAGAAGUGGAUUUGCCGUAGGUGAAGCUGUCGUUAGUUAUUUUUUGUCAAGGAAAAGCAAUAGUAGAAGAGUGUACGCCACAGUUUUGUGUGCCAAAACAAAUGUCGAUGGAUUUAAAAAAGAAGGAAUAAUCUCACCAUCUCCAAUAACUCAAUCCGUACUCAUGAAAGAGGUCUAUGAAGAAGCCAAAAUCUCAAUGGAUGAUAUCACCUAUAUUGAGUUGCACGGAACAGGCACUCAGGUAGGUGAUGUUGUCGAAUGUCAAAGUAUCUUAGACGUUUUUGGUCAAAGAAAACAACCAGUUCUCGUGGGAUCUGUAAAAAGCAAUGUUGGUCACACUUUACAAGCUUCUGGUCUUGUAGGUAUGACUAAAGUGAUUUUAGCUAUGGAAAGCGGAAUGAUACCGCAAAAUUUAUAUACUGACAACAUCGAUACUACAAUACCAGGUAUUGGAGAUGAAAAAAUACAGAUUGUUAAAACCAAUACACCCUACAACGAUGGCAUUAUGGGCGUCAACUCUUUUGGUAUAGGUGGAGCCAAUGCCCAUGUAGCAUUAAAACCAAAUGGUAAACGCACAUUGUUACCCUUAAGUGAUAUAGACAAUCGAUUAAUUCAAGUGUCUGGAAGAACUGAAGAUGCAGUCAACUAUUUUCUGGACGAAAUCGAGAAGAACCAAAACGAAAAACAAUUUUUGGCUUUAAUAGAUGAAAUUCAUAAAAUGAAUAUUGAAGGACAUUGUUACAGAGGUUAUUCAGUAUUGGGAAAAACUCCAAAACGUGAAAUUUCCAAAUGCAAAUCAGGAAAACGACCAGUAUGGUUCAUUUACAGUGGAAUGGGAUCCCAAUGGUCAGGCAUGGGUCGAGACCUGAUGCAUAUACAAGUUUUUCGCGACACCUUCAAUCGCUGUGCCGAAGCCGUAAAACCUUAUGGAGUAAACCUGGAAAACAUCAUAAUGAAAGGCUCAGCUGAAGAUUUGGAGGACGUUGAAAAUUGUUUUUGUGCAAUUAUAGCUAUAAGUGUAUCUUUGACAGAUUUGCUGACGUCUCUUGGUAUUCAACCUGAUUUUAUGGCUGGGCACUCUUUAGGAGAAAUAGGUUGCGCAUACUCAAAUGGUGACUUAACUCCAGAACAAGCUGUUUUGUUAGCGUAUUCCAGAGGAUAUGCCUGCAAACAAACAAUCCUACCACUUGGUCAAAUGGCUGCUAUUGGUAUGUCGAAUGAAGAUUUAAAAACAAUUCUACCCAAAGAUAUCUAUAUCGUUUGCCAGAACAGCAAAGAUAACAUCACUAUUUCCGGUCCACAAAGCUCUGUCAAAAAAUUUACUGAAGAAUUAACCCACCAAGGUGUUUUUAACAAGCUGGUCGAUACCGCCAAUAUAGCGUUUCAUUCUAAAUACCUGAUGGAUGCUGACAAGUAUAUGUUGGAAUUUCUAAAAAAAGUAUUACCCGAUCCAAAGCCUAGAUUGAAUAAAUGGAUAUCAACUUCGGUACCGCCAGAACAAAAAGGAGAAAUAUGGGCACAAUAUAAUUCUGCAGAAUACCAUGUCUUCAAUUUCAUGAAUACGGUACUCUUUGAUGAAAUUUACCAACAUAUUGAAAAGAAUGCUAUCAUAAUUGAAAUAGCGCCUCAUGGAUUAUUGAGAUCAAUUUUAAGAAGAGAAAUUGGACCUGAUAAUACGUUAAUUUGUCUAAUGAACAAGACAGCCGAAAAUCAAGAACAAUUCCUGCUAUCUUCUAUUGGACAAAUAUUCUUGAGUGGAGUUCAACCGAAUUUAAGAAACCUCUACAAAGAUGUGUCAUUCCCAGUGAGCAGAGGUACAAAGAUGUUGUCGCCUUUAAUAAAAUGGGACCACAGUGCCUCUUAUUCGGUUCCCAAAGUAAAACCAGAAUAUUUUGGAAAAAUUGUUACUGUGAACAUAUCGCACGAGAAACAUGAAUUUCUAAAAGGACACGAUAUAGAUGGAAGGAUUCUAAUGCCGGCUGCAGCUUAUUUGGAACUGGUAUGGAGUGUUCUAGCGGAGAAGGUACUGAAGAAGAUGGAAGAUUUACCGGUAAUUUUCGAAGAUAUCAGAUUUGAGCGCAGCACAGUACUUCCCGAUAACGAAACGGUACAAUUCUUAGUAAAUAUUUUCAGAGAUACUGGCCAUUUUGAAAUUUUCGAAAGUAGAUCUGUUGUUUGUUCUGGAAAAAUCACAGCUACAACAAAUGUUGCCGAUCAUUAUGUUAGCAAAGAAAUAACGAAAAUGGAUGAUAAUGUGGCAAUUAUGAAAAGAGAAGACGUUUAUAAAGAACUGAUGCUCGGAAGAUAUUACUUUAAGGGCCCUUUUAAAUCAAUUUCCGAGACAGAUAUCAAAGGAUACGUAACCAAAGUGGAAUGGUUUAAUAAUUUCAUUAUCCUCAUGGAUUCGAUGAUGCAAGUAAUAAUGAUAGCAACUGGAAAUCAGACUCGAGAUUUGAUGCUUCCAACUACGAUUAAAAAGUUUAUUAUUGACCCUACAGCGCAUUUAGAAGAGACUGACCAAAAAUAUAACACAUUACUUCAUGAUCCCUACUUAAACUUGGUCAAAUCAAAAGGUUUAGAAUUAUUCGAUCUAAAAUUAGCACGUGCUCCCAAACGUCAGAAGACUCAGGUCGAUCCCGUUUUACAAUCAUACGAAUUCGUCAAUUAUAACUCUCUUAAAAAUGAAAGUUACAACUUCGAAACAUCUUUCAGUAUAGCUGUACAGAUAAUAUUGCAAAAUAUUAGUGGAUUGACCAAGUAUUUGAGUAUCGCUGAGGUGCUAGAAACAGAAACUUCAAUCACAGAAAUUGAAAAUAAUCUACCAAAACAGACAUUUGCGGAAAUAGAGUACAAUAAAGUAAUCUAUAAUAAGAUUGAUAAUAAAUACGAAACAAUUAUAAUCAACCAAAGUAUAGCAGAUAAAUAUUCUAUUAAUAGUUUUACAGAAUAUGUAAAGCAAGAUGGUUUUAUUAUUUAUUGUGGAGAUUUAAAUUACCCCAUGAAUCAACUGGAUAUCAUUUUUCAAACACCUCACUUGUCACUCCUACGUUUGAAACAAACGUUUCCCCCUCUAUACGAUACAAUUAACAUAAGGAAUUCAGACUUCAAAUGGUUGAAAAAGUUGCAGAAUAUUUCGAAAAGCUCUAAAAAGAUGACAGUCUUCUUGUUCAGUCAAAAUGAAAAAAACAGCGGUCUCAUCGGUUUAACGAAUUGCUUGUCGAGAGAAGACACAAAGGUUGAAUUUAAGGCUGUUUUGAUAGACCAAGGUUUGGAUGUAUUUUCUGCAGACAGCACAUUUUAUAGAGAUCAGUUGUCGAAAAAUCUGACUUUUAAUAUUUUAAACAACAGUAAUUGGGGCACGUACGUUCACGUUCCGUUAGGAGAAGUUGGAGAAAAGAUUGUAAAAAACGCGAAGGUUUCAGUCAAAACUUUGGGGGAUCUGUCGACGUUAAGCUGGGUUGAAAUGCCAGGAUUUCUUCCAAAAGAUUUAAAACUAGCCGCGGAAAUAGUGGACGUGAAGUACAUGGCUUUAAAUUUCCGGGACACUCUAGUAGCGACUGGCGACUUGCACGUUAAAUUUUUCGAACCUUCAGAUGAUAACACUAAAUUGGGCUACGAAUAUUCCGGAAUUACCAAAUCUGGAAGAAAAGUUAUGGGUAUGAUUUUCUUGAAUGAAUUUAACACGGAACUACAAGCCGAUUGUGAUUUUACAUGGGAUGUCCCGAGUCGUUGGACACUGGAAGAGGCUGCUACGGUACCCAUUGUUUACGCCACGUGCUAUUACGCUCUGAUUAUCAGAGGUCAAAUGGCGAAAGGUAACUCUAUUUUGAUUCAUGCUGGAUCAGGAGGUAUUGGAAUGGCAGCUAUUAGGAUAGCUCUUAGCUUGAAAGCUACAAUAUUUACGACUGUAGGUUCUCAGAAGAAAAAGGAAUUUUUGUUAAAAACGUUUCCGGAUUUAGAAGAAGGGAACAUAGGUAAUUCGAGAGAUACCACAUUUUUCAAUUUAAUCAAAACCAAAACCAAAGGUAAAGGAGUCGAUAUUAUCCUGAACUCUCUAGCAGGCGAGCUCUUUCAGACUUCACUGAACCUAAUGGCUCCAGAAGGAAAAUUCCUAGAAUUGGGUGUAAAGGACUUUGCGUCUGGAUCUAAGAUAACUUCUGGCCUAUUUUUGAACAAUUGUACCGUACAUGGCGUUUUCGUGGACAAAUUGUUUGAGGAUGGGUCUCAAAUGAAGAGGAAGAUUUUCGAAAUUGUUAAAAAAGGUAUUGAAACUGGAGUUGUCAAACCACUACCAACCACAGUUUUUGAAAAAACUCAACUGGAACCAGCAUGGAGAUAUCUUGCUUCAGGAAAGCACAUAGGAAAAGUGUUAAUAAAGCUUUCGGAUGAAGAAAGUAAUGGACCUGUUAGCGUUUCAGCAAUUCCAAGAAUAAAAUUUAAUCCUGAAAAAGUUUUCAUCAUUAUUGGAGGACUUGGAGGAAUGGGAAUGGAGCUGGCCAGUUGGUUAUUGACAAAAGGUGUUAGAAAAAUGAUUCUAAACGGCAGAAGAAAUGUCUGGAAUGGAUACCAAUCGUAUAACAUCGCUAAGUGGCAAAGUUACAAAGAUGUGAUAAUACAAAUUGAUCAGAAUGAUAGUUCAAAAUAUGAAGAAGCUGAAAAAUUAAUAUUAGACGCUCAAAAAUUAGGAAAUAUUGGCGGAAUUUUCAACAUAGCACUAGUCCUUAGAGAUAACGCCAUCUUAAAUCAAUCCCCUUCCGAUUUCGAAGAGGCUUUUAAACCCAAAAUCCGUUCCUGCGAAAAUUUAGACAGAAUCACCAGAAGGUGUUGUCCCCAUUUGGAGCAUUUUGUGGUAUUUUCCUCUAUAGUCUCAAGCAGGGGCAACAUAGGCCAAACAAACUAUGGAAUGACAAAUUCUGCCAUGGAAAGAUUGUGCGAAUAUCGAAGAAAAGAUAAUUUGCCAGGAUUGGCUGUUCAAUGGGGACCUGUUGGCGAUGUUGGAGUUUUAAUAACUGAUGUUGCUUACAAACAGGAAUCUCUAGGGUUAGAACCACAGGGAAUCGAUUCAUGUCUAAACGCUUUAGAAAAAUUCAUGAUUAAAGAUGUGGUUGUAGGAAGCAGUGUGAUUUUAGCCGAAAAUAGAAAAACUGGAACAGAGGGCGUAACAGAAAAAACUCCCGCAAAUAUUGUGGCCCAUAUUCUAGGAAUUGAAAAUAUAGAGUCUAUAGAUGGAUCAAAGAAGCUUUAUGAAUUUGGGUUGGAUUCCUUGAUGGUUUCAGAAAUAAAACAAACUUUGUACAGACAUUUUCUAUUGGAAUAUGAUAAACCUGCUAUUAGAGAAUUAAGUUUUGAUUAUUUAGUUAAUUUAAAUGCAUAGGUAAACUUUUGUUUUUUUUUACAAUGCACCCAAAAAAUGUUCGG
Psylliodes chrysocephalus is the source of this 6222-nucleotide messenger RNA. The record is from the annotation of a GenBank genome assembly. NCBI's taxonomy places the organism in Eukaryota, Metazoa, Arthropoda, Insecta, Coleoptera, Chrysomelidae.